This is a messenger RNA of Protopolystoma xenopodis, 291 nucleotides long. The record is from the annotation of a GenBank genome assembly. NCBI's taxonomy places the organism in Eukaryota, Metazoa, Platyhelminthes, Monogenea, Polystomatidea, Polystomatidae.
AUGAGUGCUACAGUUACUGGCUAUGUUGCCGGGCGAGUUGAAAUCAAACGGCGUGAAAAUCGCUGCAUCCUCAAGGUUGUGCGAGCCAAGCCUGAUCAAGAAGGAGAAUAUAGUUGCGUCGUGGAGGGCGACGAGACCUACAUUGAUGUGGCCGUCGAGGAUCCAGACUGGUUUUUCACGCGCGAUCUUAAAGCACAGAAUGCUCUACAGUAUGAUGAAGAAGUGGCUUUCGAGUGCGAGGUCAAUGAAAAGGAAGCGGAAGUCAAGUGGAUCCGAAAUGACCAGGUUUGA